Daldinia loculata is the source of this 1472-nucleotide messenger RNA. Its product is annotated as glycosyltransferase family 34 protein. The transcript is spliced from 3 exons. The coding region runs from base 133 to 1068 and encodes 311 amino acids. Gene Ontology annotation, molecular function: alpha-1,6-mannosyltransferase activity. Gene Ontology annotation, cellular component: mannan polymerase complex; Golgi membrane. The record is from RefSeq and is a predicted model, not a curated record. Gene Ontology annotation, biological process: protein N-linked glycosylation. NCBI's taxonomy places the organism in Eukaryota, Fungi, Ascomycota, Sordariomycetes, Xylariales, Hypoxylaceae.
CGUCUAGACACUGGGCGAAAGUGCCCGCCUUUUGGCUCAAUCGCUCGCUAUUCAGGUAGUCGACCGCCUGUCUUACCUUUCUUCUUCGACAAUCCUAAGAGAGGUCAAUAAUCCUCUCUAUCGACCUUCAUUAUGCAUUACGCUUAUCCCUCUCGAAAAAGUUCGAAUCCGCCACCUUAUCUACCUCGUUCCACGCGAAUACCGAGAAUACGGAGGAGUCAACUCAAGCCGAUCGCUUUCUUUGGCCUAAUAAUUAUUGGUUUGAUAUGGGUGUUUUCCGGCAGCUCGAAACACGCUGGGCAUCGCGCGAUAUCGGGGAAACCCCCUGUCGUGCUGGUAACCGUGUUCGAUGACAAGAAUGACAACUCGGUGUAUAUCAAGAACAUUAGGGAAAAUAGGAUGCAAUAUGCGGAAAAGCACGGGUACGGCACAUUACUUGCCAAAGCUAGCGACUAUAACCUCAACGGAUCACCUGCGUCCUGGGCGAAAGUUGUGGCAAUGCGCCAUGCCAUAACCAAGUAUCCCGAUUGCAAAUAUAUGUGGUUUCUCGAUCAGAAUGCGCUCAUUAUGAAUCCGCAUUUGAAAGUGGAAGAUUACGUCAUGGGCGCCAGCAAACUCGAAGCCUCCAUGUUCAAGGAUCUCCCAGUGGUCCCCCCGGAUAGCAUUAUCAAGACAUUUUCACACCUCAAGGGAGAUGAUGUCGAAUUCGUUCUUACGCAGGAUAAAGAAGGCCUAUCUUCGACUAGUUUUAUCAUCAAAAACGGCGAAUGGGCCAAAUUCUUUCUCGAUACUUGGUUUGACCCGUUAUAUCGGAGCUACAACUUCCAGAAAGCAGAGACGCAUGCAUUGGAGCAUAUUGUUCAAUGGCAUCCAACGAUCUUGUCGAAAAUGGCCAUCAUUCCUCAGCGAAUUAUAAACGCCUAUAACAAUAACGGUCACGGCGAGCAGUACAAGGAUGGGGAUAUCGCGGUUGUAUUCGCCCACUGUUCUAAUGUUGGAGAUAAUAGCUGUGCUAAGGAGGCCGAACGAUUUUCGCAACAGUGGCGGACGUCAUUUUCCAGGGCAUGAGAGUACACGCGAUAAUGUAUGACGAAAACAAAUGUUCCGAUGCAGGUACUAAACUCGACGCCGCGACGACCAAAAGGAGAGCGGCGGCAUUCAUGUGUUUGUUAUAGGCGUUCAAGGAGCACAAGGAUAUUAGAUUCGGAUAUUCUAUGGCCCACUACUAUACUAACGGGACACACUGGCAUUUACAUAGGUGUUUUGACGGCUUGGAGAUUGGCUUCAGUCCGAGAAGCGCUGCUGGAUGGAUGAUGUAUUACAUAUUUUCUCGGGCCAGACCCGGCGAGGUUCUUGACGUUAGGCCUAUCAAACCGAGCGUCUGAUUAUUAUGUACGUCUUGAAAACGAAUACGGUACAAUCGAAGAAUAGGAUUUAAUGAAUAUCCCCGAUGGUUAUGUUGACCCAGUAAG